Vollenhovia emeryi is the source of this 1300-nucleotide messenger RNA. RefSeq lists its product as uncharacterized. Lineage: Eukaryota; Metazoa; Arthropoda; Insecta; Hymenoptera; Formicidae. The transcript has 5 exons. The record is from RefSeq and is a predicted model, not a curated record. Bases 673 to 1194 code for a protein of 173 amino acids.
UGUAAUACAACAUACACGGGAUAAACAAGUAGAUUACUUUCGACACGUAUAAAAGAACACAAAAAAUUAAACCGCAACAACCCUUCAGUGAUACAUGAACACUGUUUAACUAAUGACCAUGCAUUUGAUUUUGACGAAACGAUAAUAUUAGACAAAGAGCCAUUUUACAUGAGACGAUUGGUCUCAGAAAUGUUACACAUAAUUGAGCAGAGGAAUGGUAUUAACCUCCAGACAGACACAUUAUUGCUUGGAGAUUCAUAUCUUCCUCUGCUAGAAAAAUUAAAGAAUUUAAAAUAACACGUAAAAACAUUCUCCUCGAUGAUUCGUCCAUGAUAUUGUCUCUUACCAAUCACACUUUUCUCAUUGGAAAUGACUCUUACACAUCACGUUACAUAUAUACAAACACAAUUAUGAAACACCGUCAGUAAAACACGAACUUAACGACCUCACACAUCGAUAACUCUGUAAACGUUUUAUGUGUCCAACGUUCUCUAUAUCGCAAGUUCAGACAACCUUUCCGAUACCAAAAGAAGUAUCUGACUGCUGACACGUGCCAUGUUGAAGACACGGUGGACAUGUGAGACGUAAUACUAUCGACUCCGAAUUGCGCAAUUAUCGUGAAAUUCAACUAAUAUGUCAUACUAACGAAAUGAAACCUGGACGUUUUUAAGCAUGCACAAUAACGUUGAGAUCAAAGCCGUAAUUCGCGAUGUUGAGCGUACCGUCGCGAGAGCCAAAGAGCUGAGCGAUGCCCCUCAGACUAUAAUCGAGCAGCACGAUAUAUUUUUCAAAACAGAUGAAGGAAGGUUGAAAUUGCGAAAGUUUAAGGACGGUACUGGACAAUUAAUUUCGUAUAAGCGACCUGACGUCACGGGACCAAAAUUGUCUACUUACGAGCUGGUAGAGAUAAACCCAGAUAUGGUAAAACUUGUCACGGAGAAUUUGUCCCGAUCCAACGGUGUGCUAGGAGUCGUUAAAAAGACGAGACUCUUGUUCAAGGUCGGGCAAACUCGAAUACACAUUGACCAAGUCGACGGUUUAGGUUCCUAUUUAGAAUUAGAGGUAGUGAUGCAACAAGGUCAGGACGUAGAAGCUGCACAGAAGAUCGCUAAUGAUCUCAUGCAAGCACUGUUCGUAAAAGGAGAAGAUCUAAUCGCGCAAGCGUACAUAGAUCUGCUGAAUUCCAAGGAAUAAGGGUUUCGUUUGUGCUGCUUCCCCAUAGAAAUGUAAAAAUGAUUCGUCUGUUCGCUCCAAGAUAUCAAGGUAUAAAACUGAAUAAAGAGAUAUUUUUGACAAUAAA